Molecule: messenger RNA, 828 nt
Organism: Phragmites australis (common reed)
Lineage: Eukaryota; Viridiplantae; Streptophyta; Magnoliopsida; Poales; Poaceae
Product: rapid alkalinization factor-like
Exons: 1
Coding region: 174-533 (119 amino acids)
Source: RefSeq, a predicted model, not a curated record
CGCCGCCACCACUCCAUACGCUUAUCUCUGUCUCUCUCUCUCCUCCCCCUCCUCCCUCACGAGCGCGCACCCCGUUUCAGACACAGCAGGGCAGGGCUCCACAAGACACCAAGGCAGCUCAGGCUUCUCCCCAAGCCAUCCCCCAACGCGCCUUCCGCUCUCCCCCUCCCGCCAUGGCUAAGCUCGCCCUUGCACUGCUGCUCCUCGCCGUGGCAACGUCCGCCUCCGCGGCCUCGUCGCUCGCCGGCGGGGACCACCGCCUGGACCUGGGCUUCCUCUCCGCCGGUAGGAGGGAGUGCCGCGGCACGGUGGCCGAGUGCCUGGCCGAGGAGGAGGAGGAGGAGCUCGGGUCCGCCUCGGCGGAGGGCCACCGCCGCGCGCUGUACAGGAGCGGGUACAUCAGCUACGGCGCACUGCGCCGGGACAGCGUGCCCUGCUCCCGCCGCGGCGCCAGCUACUACAACUGCCGCCCCGGCGCGCAGGCAAACCCCUACCACCGCGGCUGCUCCCGCAUCACCCGCUGCCGCGGCUGAGCUUUGAGCCUCCUCUGCCGGCGCCGGAUCCGUCGCUGGGAGCAGUAAAGGUCUCAUCUUUGGCUGCUUCUCCGCCGCCGCCGCCGUUCCCGACCCAAAAAUAAGUUCCUUCUGCUACUGUUUACUACUAGCUAUUGAUUUAUUUGCUGCUGCUGCUGUAUUUGUGAUCUUUGUGCUGUGUAAAGUAAGGGGGAUUCCAGAUUUGUGCCUCCAUGGCUGCUUAAUAUGAACAUAUACUCUUUAUUCUUUCGAAUGAUUGAUUUCUGCCUACCUGUUCUUGGAGAGGGAAACAAAA